Lingula anatina is the source of this 1063-nucleotide messenger RNA. RefSeq lists its product as uncharacterized. Gene Ontology annotation, biological process: endoplasmic reticulum to Golgi vesicle-mediated transport; endosomal transport. The record is from RefSeq and is a predicted model, not a curated record. Lineage: Eukaryota; Metazoa; Brachiopoda; Lingulata; Lingulida; Lingulidae. Gene Ontology annotation, cellular component: plasma membrane; endoplasmic reticulum membrane; late endosome membrane.
GCAACAGGAUUAUAGACGAAGACCACAUAUGAUUCUCUCAGCAGCUGUGUAGGCAACAUGGCCCCGAGGACAGGGUCAGCUAUCGUCUACUUUACAAUUACUGUCAUCGUCAUUUGCGCCGCCUUUCUCCUAAUUGAGUUUCAAACGAAACCAGUAUCCAAACUCGCAAGCAUUCCACCGUUUUUAAAAUGCACCCAUUUUGGAAGUAGGUCAUCUGCAUUUCUUAAGAAUCAGCGGCUCGAGGACACCGGUACAGCGCAGGACAGCCUUUUAAAACAGUUGAAGGAGGAUUGGGUUUUCGAGCCCUCAAAAAAACCUUAUAAUCUUUCCAGGCCAAAUAGGCAAUCGUGGUCACAAAUCGGACAAGCGAAACUCGUGGACGGGAUACUCAAACAGCGCCGUAAUGGAUUCUUUGUCGAGUCAGGGGCUGCUGACGGAGAGGGGAAUUCUAAUUCUCUCUUUUUCGAGAUUUCAAGAGGCUGGGAGGGCCUGCUCGUAGAACCAAACCCGUGGUCCUUUAAAGAUCUGUUGAAGAAAAACAGGAAGGCGUAUGCUGUAAACUCGUGCCUAGCGACUAGCCGCUUUCCGGCAGUGGUCCCCUUCACCUUCGCAAACGAACUUGGAGGAAUCUCAGGGAAAAGUUACAAGCUGUUGGCAGCAGAGCAGCAUGACUUCCAGGGGAUGAGCUGCGUCCAUUGCUUCCCCAUUCUCUCCCUUCUUGCAGCCGUCGGCCGGAAUCACGUGGACUAUUUUUCUCUCGACGUGGAGGGAGCGGAAAUAGAAAUCCUCAGAUCGUUUCCAUGGAAACAGGUCACCGUAGACGUUUGGACGAUAGAGUACGCGGUGCACGGGGGAAGUCCUGAUACGCCAAGACGGGAAAAGGCGAUCAGGAAGAUAUUUGAAGAGACAGGGUUGUAUAAAGACGGGACAAUUCUAGGAGGGCAAGAUAUAGUGUUUGUUAGGAAAAAUAUAACAUGAACUCAUCCACUGUAUUAGGCUAUGCAGUCUCCUUUAGGCCACACUUUUUUUUAUUUUUAUGGAUGUGCACCCCGAAAUCGGUGCG